ACGGCUUAGGUGAAAUUCCGGCCUAGCCCUAACUCUGCCCACACAAGAUUCAACUUCCCACCGGAUUGUGCGCGACCGAAGAAAAGUUCCAGCCCCAGGACAAUUCAAGGUAAGGAGGGAUUUGAGCCAACAUCACGACAUCACCAAAUCAGUAAGUCUUCCUUCAUCUCCGCCAACCAGAUGAUCUUCUAAGAACACUUUCUAUAUAUUUCUUCUUUUUCUUUUUCAAUUGUCUCUUUGAUUAUCCCCAUCUCUCCGCCCGCCUUCUUAAUUAAUUAACCCACUCUUCUCUGACAACAAUCCUUAUUAGCACACCGUCACAAUGGGCGACGCAUCGAUCGAAUCUCCCGAAUGGCGCAAGGUCGAGGUCGGCCGUAUCGUCCUCGUCCAGGGCAACAGCCCCUACGCCGGUAGACUGGCUGCUAUCGUCGAGAUCAUCGACCACAAGCGCGCUCUGGUUGAUGGACCUUCAGCGGACCCCAAUCUGGUUGUUCCCCGACAAGCCAUCUCCUUCUCCGACGUGCUCCUAUCCGACCUGAAGAUUCAGAAGUUGCCCCGUGCCGUCCGAACAGGAACCCUGAAGAACGCGUGGGAGAAGGCCGAGAUCGACGCCAAGUGGAAGGAGAGCAAGUGGGCUAAGCGAAAGGACCAGACCGAGCGAAGAAAGGCGCUCACCGACUUCGACCGAUUCAAGGUCAUGCGACUCAAGAAGCAACGACGAUUCGAGGAGCGAAAGGCCUUGGCCAAGGUUAAGGCAUCCGCAUGAGCGGGAGAAGGAGCAUGAGGGGGACGGAGUGGUUGGUUCUAUUACAACGGUCUCUUUCAGCUAGAAGAGGAGGGUAGUCUACGGAUCUGGUCUGCAUGAAAUGACACAUUGGCAUGGGGUUGCUGGUUUCUUCUGAUUCGUCUGGCAAGACCUGUAUGUCACUCAUAAAAAAUCUCGAUGAGGUGACCGGCGUCAAUGAUAAGGGAAAUUCACACAAGAACCUGAGGCUGUCUUCAACGUGAUUACAUCUUGGUCGGGUGAUAUUUGCGCUAGCUAUCGCGUGGACGUACCCGUACCCGGAUUCUCGAGGUUGCGUCAGUGUAGAUUCGAUACGCAAGUUGACAAAAUACCAAAAGAAAGAAAACGAAAUCUCCGAGGGUCCCUAAUAACCACAAGUUUACCUCAUUGCAUUGUACCUACAUACUAUUCUUUGUAAAGUUCUCACGUCCCAAAUGGAGAUAGGCAAGACAAAUAUUUGUAUAAGAUGUUUAAAAAGUACCAAAC
Molecule: messenger RNA, 1270 nt
Organism: Daldinia caldariorum
Lineage: Eukaryota; Fungi; Ascomycota; Sordariomycetes; Xylariales; Hypoxylaceae
Product: ribosomal protein L14-domain-containing protein
Exons: 2
Coding region: 323-766 (147 amino acids)
Biological process (GO): translation; ribosomal large subunit biogenesis
Cellular component (GO): cytosolic large ribosomal subunit; ribosome
Molecular function (GO): structural constituent of ribosome; RNA binding
Source: RefSeq, a predicted model, not a curated record